UCCAAUCCAAUCCAUAACAAAAACACGGUGGGAGCGUGUGCGAGAGGUAUUAAGGUAUUAAGGAUGCAUUUUUACGUGUUCGUGCUAGUAUUUUUCAUUGUGGCGACAGUUACGUCUGUCCUUCACGUCAUCGUGAACAAAGUGCAGGAGACAGCUUACAUGGACGAAGAGUUUCACAUUCCACAAGCGCAAGCUUACUGCGAGCACAACUUCACUCAUUGGGACUCCAAGAUAACAACGCCACCGGGACUCUACCUCACAUCUCUCGCAUUGAAUGGUGUGAGAAACAUCUUCACAUCAAGCAAUUUAUGCACAGCAGAGGGUUUGCGUUUUACAAAUGUCUUCCUUACCGUCUUGAACCUGUGGCUUUCUAGUCUUAUCUCCAUCAAGCUUGCGUACGUGUACGCGACGGUGAAAGUGCGAGUGAAGCUGAUUUGCUCAAGUGCAGUGUUGACGACAUUGCCGGUGCUUUAUUUCUUCGCGUUCUUGUACUACACAGACCCAGGAACCGUAUUCUUCCUUCAGCUCAUGUACCUUUAUCAUCUCUACGAGUGGUACUGGCUGGCAUCUGCGUUCGGAGCGGCGAGUGUCAUGUUUCGGCAAACGUCCAUCGUGUGGGUUGCGAUGCUUGCAGGUUGCAGACUGCUCGAAAUAGUGGAGAAAGAGUGUUUCCAAGACGUCAAACCGUGCGAAGUCAUCAAGGCAGUGGUUACCAAGUGGAUUGUCACGAUUAAGAAAAUAUUUCGGGACUGUUUCGGGUACAUGGUAGUGGGGGUACUCUUUCUGUCGUUCAUUUUCUACAACGGUAGUAUCGUACUCGGUGAUAAAAGUGCACACCAAGCUUGCUUUCACUUGGCGCAGUUGGGUUACUUUUUGCUGUUCACACUCGUGCACGCUUCGCCAUACCUACUUCAUCCCAGUGCCGUGAAGGAUUUCUGCAAAAGUGUGGUGCAACACAUCUGGUUUUACGUUUUGCUGGCUGCGCUCUCGAUAGCAGGGGUCCAAAAACUAAGCUACGUCCACCCGUACCUGCUCGCGGAUAACCGUCAUUUCACGUUUUACCUGUGGAGGCGAUUCCUCGGCAGAGGAACAGCACUGCGAUGUUCCCUCGUUCCGUUCUAUAUAUACGCUGGGUACGCGAUUUUGUGGCAGCUUCGACAUAAGAGCACCUCGUGGCGCGUUCUUUACUGCUUUGCCGUGCUUGCGUCGACCGUGCCGCAGAAGCUGCUGGAGUUUCGCUACUUCAUAGUCCCUUACCUCUUCUUCAGGCUCAACAUAAGGUGUCCAAGCUACAAGCAGCUCCUCUUGGAAUUGGGGAUCUACACCGUGAUCAAUGUAGCUGCUUUUUACUUGUUCCUAGGCAGGACGUUUUACUGGGAGGAUGUUUCGAGUCCGCAGAGGUUCAUGUGGUGAACGCUUGAGAAGUGUGUUACAGUGUGAAUGUCAUGAAGUGUUGGUGAAAGGUUUACGUGUACGUGCUUGCAGCUUUCUGCAGAAGGUGCUUUACAUGUCCGGCUCCUAUGAAGCCUCAUGAAGUUCCACUAGAAACUUGGGCUUUCACGAACAUCUAGAGAAAUCUCGAGUCGUAUCAUAAAUUUUGUAUUCCACUCUUACAUGAAAAUGUUACAAUUGGAAUUUGUCUGUGAUAUUACGUGUGUCACUUGCACAUUGUUGCCAGGAAGAGGCUGAUUUGAUGUGGUUUCUCUCAAUAAUAGUUAGACUGAACCACAACCUUUGUUGCCAAAGAAAAAUGCACUCAACUGCCAAGUUUCACUGAUAUCCAAUCCUCUGUGUGAAUUCUCCUUCUUGAAUUCUUGCUUACGACUAGUGUAAAAGCAUCAGAGUGAAGACACACAGAAGACACUCCCUCUCUUUUUGCUUGACAAACCAGUUUACCAGCACCUUGUGCACCCCCGUCCCUAUCAUGUCAUCAUACAAAACAUGUCUCGCCCCUGCCAUGCAACAUGCUGACUCGAUCGUAGAAACACUUCCCUGUCUGCCUCACUUAACCUGUGGAUCUACCACCUAUAUUUCCUUCCACAUAAAACCAAGGUGUGCAAAUGUGGUUCAUUUCCAUUGCUUGUCUCAAGAACUGUGUGGUUUCAGUGAGUAAAAUUUACAAAUGUUGUCUAUAUUUAACUGGA
This is a messenger RNA of Ornithodoros turicata, 2144 nucleotides long. RefSeq names its product putative Dol-P-Glc:Glc(2)Man(9)GlcNAc(2)-PP-Dol alpha-1,2-glucosyltransferase. Gene Ontology annotation, cellular component: endoplasmic reticulum. NCBI's taxonomy places the organism in Eukaryota, Metazoa, Arthropoda, Arachnida, Ixodida, Argasidae. The transcript has a single exon. The coding region runs from base 64 to 1413 and encodes 449 amino acids. Gene Ontology annotation, biological process: protein N-linked glycosylation; dolichol-linked oligosaccharide biosynthetic process. Gene Ontology annotation, molecular function: dolichyl pyrophosphate Glc2Man9GlcNAc2 alpha-1,2-glucosyltransferase activity. The record is from RefSeq and is a predicted model, not a curated record.